Striga hermonthica is the source of this 3042-nucleotide messenger RNA. The record is from the annotation of a GenBank genome assembly. Lineage: Eukaryota; Viridiplantae; Streptophyta; Magnoliopsida; Lamiales; Orobanchaceae.
AUGGAGGUUGAAUUUGACACGAUGGUUGUUAUUGACACUGUCCCAUUGGAAAGCCCGAUUGCUGAAUCCCGGCUUCUGAAUCUUGACUCGAACACUGAUAUAUUGGAUGGGUGUGAAUCUGCUCGACGAUUGGGAUAUGGGUUGGAAGAUAGCUGCGAAGAGCAAGUGGUGCUUGAUAGUGAAGAUGAAGGAGGUGACCGAAAUGGCUCUGUUGGUGUGGAAGAUUAUUGCGUAAAACGAGUGGUGCUUGAUAGUGACGAUGAAGGAGGAGGUGACCAAAAUGAGGUCGUUGUGAGCGGGUGUUUUUCGGGAAACAUGAAACUUUCAAGCAUGGGCGAGAUAGGUUCGCAGAGAAGGCGGCAAGUAAGGAAGGGUUAUUUUCGGAGGCUGGACAAAAAAUUCAGGAAGCGCGUGUUUCUUCAUAUUGAUUCAGCUAGUAAUGAUGUGGGUGAUGAAGAAAGUAACAUUGGGAGGACUUGUCUUUACAGUAAAAAUAAAUUUCUUGAGCAUCUUGGUGUCAUGGACAAUGUGCUCUCAACAUCAGCCGAUGAGAGACCAGUUCCCACCAAUACGAAGGAAGUUCUUUUUGACACUCAUUGCCAGAACUCCGCAAAUAAAUGUUCCGUGGAGGAUUCACAUGAUGAGAGAAAAUCGUCUUCACAUGACUCUAAUCCCACGAAUACAGGAGGAGAGGCAAAUGAACGCACACAGUUUAGUGAAUCAGAAGAUAAGGCUCUGGGAUUUGUGGAUCACUACCUCUCAGUUAGUGAUUUGGGCUCUUAUAAAGACAUGAAAACUAUACAGACUAAAAGGUUAAUUUCACCCCCCUCUUUGAGGUCAAAGGGGUCUCAAUGUUUGGCAAGGAGAGUUGACCUUGCACGUAAUGCCAGCAAUUUCAUGACUUUUGACUGGACUGAGACUCAUACCGACACGGAUGAAUACACUACCCUUGAAAAGAACGUGGAUCCAGUCUUUGGGUUCGGAGGUAAGAAAUCUAAAUGUCUGUCUUCUUUUCAAGAACCUGACAAUUUUAACUUGCGAAACGAGACAUUAGGCCUCCACUUGGAGGAGAAAUUGGCCGGAAAUUUAGCUAGUACCGAUGAUUCGAAUACAAAUUUACUGGACUCCAGUGAUAUUGUGAAAGUGGGGUCAAAUUCUGGUUUUUCCACUGCAUAUGAUUCAGCUGAGUUUGGAAAACAGUUUGAUGUGGGCCCACUGAGGCAGAACACGAAAGGAGGUGAUUUUCCGGGGCUUACACCAGAAAUGUUGGAUAUUGGGCUGGACACUCAAAUUGCUGCAGAAGCUAUGGGAGAAUUAAUUCUAGCAGCUCCUCCCAUUUUUGACCCGUGUCUCGCUUUUCAAGUUUCAGAGAGCACCUCUUCGGACUCUUACCCUGUAACUGAGAAGGGUAGACAAAAAAAUGUUGCCAAUCAUGAGGAUGCCUUUGUUGGUUGGAGAUGCAAAAAGAAACGCUCGAGGUGCAUAAUGAUUUCGACAGUUGGGAACAAGGAUGUAACUUGUUCUGCUGUAAAACGAUCUGAGAAGCAGAGGGGGCUUGUUGAUCUUUUACCAGUAAACAUGAACAUUGUGCCUGAGAAUAGCAAGUGUGAAGAGCCUAUUAGGGUCCCCAUGAAGGAGUCUCCAAGAAUUCAUCUUGUGUAUAAAAGAAGAUCAAAGGAGACUGCUGAUCAAUUAAAGUCUGAUUCUCCUGUAAAACGAAUGAAGAUGGAUAGGUUUCAUGAUGAUGUGUGCAAAAUAGGAAUCAAAGAUUCAUAUUCUAGAGUGAAAACUGAAAGAUCAAAAAGUGAAGAAAAUAUUGAUCUUUAUGCAGCUGAUUGUACUCUGUCUCUGUCAAAGUUGAAUCCAUGGAUCUAUCCUAAAGGGAAAAGGUCACGUCCAUUGAAUGUAAGUAACCACUGCUCUCCAUUUUCAACAGUCAAGAAUAAUGCAGAAAAAUACCCUACAGUACACGAUGGUACACAGAAAAGAGUAGCUACUCUUUUUGUUUACAGAAGGAGAAGAAGAGUUUCACUAGAGCAAGAACACAUAGGAACUGCUAUAGAAGUGGCUGGUAAUUUGAGCCCUUUGGUUAACCAUGAUGCGUAUACCGAGAAACAAGGACAAAUUCCUAUCGAACUUGAUACAACCAGUCCAGCAAAGCAACAUACAAAUUUUGACGAUGCAAAAUGUUCCUUUGUUAAUGCUUCGAGUGUAAUGAAGUCACUCGUGUUACCAUCAAAUAUGCAUUCUCCUUUGCAAGUACUAGACGGUAGUGAAAAGUGCAAACGACAGCUCAACCACCUCUCAAAGUCUCCCAUAAUGAAAGAGCUUUCUAGAUUGGGUUACCCAGAAUCACUACCAGAUUUUAUGCCGAAAGACUUAAGAAGAAGAAGAGCUACGAAAACGGUUUGCAUCUUGUUCAGCCAGAACUUGGAGACAAGUGUACUCAAGCAGCAGAAAAAGAUCAUGGCACGAUUGGGAUUUCUGGUUGCAUCUAGUUGCUCGGACGCCACACAUUUUGUGACCGAUAGAUUUGUGAGGACAAAGAAUAUGUUAGAAGCCAUUGCCCUUGGCAGACAUGUGGUGACCCACUUAUGGCUCGAGGCCUGUGAACAAGCCGGCUAUGUGGUCGAUGAAAGGAGUUACGUAUUGAGGGAUGGGAAAAAGGAAAAAGAAAUUGGGUUCAACAUGCUUGUUUCGCUCAGCCGCGCCAAACAACAUCCACUCUUAAAGGGUCGAAGAGUUUUUAUCACGCCUAAUGUGAAGCCCGAUGUAGAUGCAGUAAGUGGUUUAGUCGAGGCGGUUGGGGGACAGGUUGUCCAAAGCAUAACGAACCCAAGAGUGAAGGAUAAGUUGAUUCCUGAAGAUCUGUUGGUUAUCUCAUGUGAAGAAGAUCAUACAACUUGCCUUCCAUUUCUUGAGGAAGAGGUUUCGGUCUAUAGCUCAGAACUUUUGCUAAAUGGGAUUGUGACUCAAAAACUGGAAUACAGAAGUUAUCAGCUUUUUGAAGAUUUUGCCAAAAGAAAUACGGGCAGCCGAUAA